Molecule: messenger RNA, 4851 nt
Organism: Mugil cephalus (flathead mullet)
Lineage: Eukaryota; Metazoa; Chordata; Actinopteri; Mugiliformes; Mugilidae
Gene: rnf220a
Product: ring finger protein 220a
Exons: 17
Coding region: 1050-3155 (701 amino acids)
Biological process (GO): protein ubiquitination
Molecular function (GO): ubiquitin protein ligase activity; metal ion binding
Source: RefSeq, a predicted model, not a curated record
CCGUCUCUGCGAUCCAGCGCUCCCUCACCGGCUUCACUCCUUCUCCUCUCACUGAUCGUCCCUCUCGGUGUUUCAGCGGAGGGGCUACACGCGCUAUUGCGCUAUUGAUACCCACUUUACAGUGUGUUUGUGGAAAGUCAGCCUCUCUCUCUGUCUCUCUCUCCCUCGCUCUACCCGUCCUCCUCUCUGGCUUGGCUUUGGUAAACUAACAGGGAGGUGUUAACUACUUUUGCUUCCCCAAAGCGCCUCCCGUUAUCUCCGGCGCUGCUGCGCGACAGCCAGAGGGGCCAGUACUACUGAAUUCCUACUCCGCAGAAAAGUUUUCGUUUUGUUGUGAGGAUAAAAAAAAGGGAGCCGGAAACCGAGGAGUCGCCUGCAUUAGAAGCGGAUUGUUCCACGGCGAGGUGAGGAGUUUCUCCUUUGAUGUUGGCUGGUAGUCAACGCAGCUUUGAAGCUCGUCUAGAGCGGGCCGGGCCUCUACUUGACGCUGUUUUGGUGACCACCUGAAGAUGAGGAACCAGCUUUGACGAACUACAGAUGUCCACCUUCCCCGGACCAUUCAGCUGCAACGACGCGUCCAGUAAACACAAACAAGGGACGAUUAUUACACGGGAGGAAACACUUCAUCUAGACCGUUUAUUUUAUUUAUCAUUCAGACUAAAUUGGUCCUAAGUGUGACUUGGCUGAUCAUACUCAACAGCUUAUAUGGCAUGGAAUUAUCUGAAAUGAAGUGAGCUCCAGAGAAUUUGUCUGAAGACACAUUAAAUUACUCUAGUUCCACUGAAGAGAAAUGAACUGAAUUCGAGCUAAUCUGAAGUGACGCUGGCUGACACUUUUUAUUUCAUUCAAAAUACUCUUUUCUUACAAAGGGAUCUUGUCUGCGCCCCUUCCUUCAAAAAGGCCAAACUUUUGAGUCUCCAACCCAGAUUCCUUCAUUUCCUCAGACCCUUACGGAGGGUCUUGGGCAUUCUCUGCAAGCUCUCUGAGGAGGAAUCAUCUCCUCCUCCUCCUUCUCUUUGAUUCUGCAAAGAUAAGUUGUCCAUUCAGACAUGGACCUCCACCGGGCAGCCUUCAAGAUGGAGAGCUCCUCCUACUUGCCCAAUCCCUUGGCCUCCCCAGCCCUCAUGGUCCUGGCCUCCACAGCUGAAGCUUCUCGGGAUGCCUCUAUUCCUUGCCAGCAGCCACGUCCAUUUGGCGUCCCAGUUUCUGUUGAGAAAGACGUUCAUUUGCCAUUUAACAAUGGCUCUUACACAUUUGCGUCAAUGUACCACCGCCAAGGUGCAGUCCCACCAGGAUUCCCCAACAGGGACUUUCCUCCGUCCCUUCUUCACCUCCAUCAUCAGUUUGCCCCGCCUAACCUGGACUGCUCGCCCAUCAGCAUGCUGAAUCACAGUGGCGUUGGCGCCUUCAGGCCUUUUGCCUCACCUCCAGAAGAUCGUGACGGAGCACCAGGCGGGUAUCAGUCGGCGUUCACCCCAGCCAAGCGUCUCAAAGGCUGCCUGGACCCAGAUGCUUCACCUCACCUGCGUUACUCCGAUGCUGAGGGGAAAGAGUAUGACUUUGGCGGCUCUCAAAUACCUCCUGGAGGCUCACCCAGCAGCGCCUUGAAAGCAGUGGAGGACAGCGGGAAAAAGAUCUUCGCCGUGUCAGGCCUCCUGUCUGAUCGAGAGACUUCAUCCAGCCCUGAGGACCGCAUCGAGCGCUGUAAGUCCGACUAUCUGUCUUUUUUUGGUAAAAAGAAGAUGUCCCUGUACGACAGCCAGGCUCCGGUCUGUCCCAUCUGCCAGGUGCUGCUCAGGCCCGGAGAGCUCCAGGAGCACAUGGAGACAGAGAUAGAGAGGCUAGCGAACAUUUGCCUGAGUAAGAAUCCCUCAGCCAAGGAUGGAGUAGCCACUCCGGGAACACCCAAGGUGAGAUCACCUUUCAAUGCAUCGAUGCUGUUGUCGGUGCACAUUAAGCGCGAGGGAGAGUCUCCUGUGGUCUCGCCCCUGUCUUCUGAGGAUGCCCACCACUCGGACAGAUACCAGACAUUUUUACGAGUUCGAGCAAACAGACAAACGAGAUUGAAUGGCUCUGCUUGUCCAGCCCGUAUAGGGAAGAUGAAGAGGAGGAAGCCUGAGGAGGGGGGCCAGGUAUGUCCGCUGUGCAGCACCCCAUUGGCUGGGAGCGAGGAGGAGAUGAGUAGACAUGUGGAACAAUGCCUGAUCCAGCGUGAGGGAGCGUUAGGCGACGAUGACUCUGCAGACAUGGAUGGAGAGAAUGGGCGGGGCUUUGAGGAGUAUGAGUGGGCGGGGCAGAAGAGGAUCAGAGCUACGGCUUUACUGGAGGGAGGCUUCAGAGCAACAGGUUUCGCCACGUGUAGUAUUAAGGAGAGCGCGGCAGACAGCGAUGCCGAUCUCGACGUGGACGGAGACGACACCUUGGAGUACGGCAAAGCCCAGUACACCGAGGCCGACAUCAUCCCCUGCUCUGGUGCUGGAGAAGACCAGGGAGAAGCCAGGGAGAGGGAGGCGCUACGGGGAGCUGUGCUCAACGGCGGGAUGCCUUCUAAUAGAAUAACGCCUGAAUUCUCCAAAUGGGCCAACGAUGAAAUGCCUUCAACGAGCAACGGAGAGGGCAGCAAGACGGACCCCAGCACUCCCUCAUCUUCCUCUUCUUCAUCCUGCGUCCCACGCACCUGUAAAAACAGCGAGAUCGAAAAGGUAACAGAGGAGGAGUCCACAGCUACUACUAUGGAGGCUCUUAAGGCUCGGAUCAGAGAGCUUGAGAGGCAGAUACUGCGAGGAGACAGAUACAAGUGUCUCAUCUGCAUGAGAAAGCCUGCUAUCCAGUCAGGUGCGGAGAUCAAGAGCAUAGGGGCGUGGCCAGGGCCCCGGCCACUGGCCAAUGAGGUCGGAGAGAGGCAGCCUAAGUCCCUCCCCCUCGGCCUGUACUGCCUGUACAGGAGCCUUGUGAUUGGUGGCUACGGCAGCGGCAUAAAGAGGCUCCUCCCACAGCCCCUACGGAGGGACUCCUACACGAUGCCACUGACUUCCAUCCAGUGCUGGCACGUCCAUUGUGAAGAAUGCUGGCUCAGGACCCUGGGGAACAAGAAGCUGUGCCCGCAGUGCAACACCAUCACCUCACCUGGAGACCUGAGGCGUGUCUACUUGUAAAGAGCACAACCCCUGCCUCUUCUUCCUUCCAGUCCAUUCCUCCAUCUUGGAUUUCAUCUCCCUCCCCCCGUCGCUCGCCUUUUUUCUCCAUCUCGUGGCCUGGGUCCGCAACUGCCAAGCCUCCAAGAGCAUUCAUGGACGAGACUGCUGUCUUUGAGACGCCGCUGGCUCUUUGAGGAGGGUGAAGCUAAGCUUGAACAAAUGACUGUCACUGACUCUCUGGCUGGCUGUUUCAUCAUGCACUCACACAAAAAAAGAAGAAAACAUCCAGACUUGCCAUCCCCGCGGUCAGCAGGCCUGUUUCCCUUUCCUCAGUGACAUGCCUCCUUCUACACGUAACAUGAGGAUAUCUUCCACUGGAGGACUUGUAGUCAGUGGAGACCAAAAACACCCAGCUAAGCCCUGCUGAGACCUGGUAGCUUCACGCUGCUGGAGGUGAACUUGACUUCUAGUAAAAAUAUAAAAGCUUCGUUUUUCCCCUGCUAGCUCUUCUAAGACAUUUCAGUGGUGCUGGACGGCAGGCUUUACACAGAUGACUUUAAAGAGAAAGCUUCUUUAGUUUUGUUUUGUUUGUUUCCUCUCUACAUGCAACUGUUGCUUAAGAGAAUUUAAAGGAAGGGCCUGUCCACUAAAACCGAGCUUUCAACCAAACUGAGAAUAACCUCACAGCUACGACGAGGAGUUUGACAGUCGCCCUCUUCCACCACUUCUUCUUCACGAGCUCUGCCCUCCCCUGUUUCCCUCUUUUGUGGUGUUCUAGUGAAGUAAACCAAAAUUUCUCCCCCUCCAAGAUGCAGUGCAAGCACAUGUAAUAUAGUUCUAUGUAUGUUUACAAUGUUGGGUGUAAAUGACAUAGGGUUCACACACACACAUACAUACACAAACAUAAGCAGACACACACAGAAGUAUAUAAUAGCAAAGUCCUGUUUUUAGUUGGAAGGGUUUGAGAAUGAUGUUUGGGUGAAAAAAAUGGCUAGAAUAAAAGAAGCCUUCUGUAUUUUUAAAAAAAUAAUAAUAAACAAACAUUUCAAGAUCCAAUGAAAUUUUAUUUGACUGUACAGGAAUUUAAAAAAAAAGAGUGAAGUAAUAAUAAACUACUCAAGUCUAGAUGGUCAAGAUUUAGGUGGUGUAAUUUUUCAGCAGAGUACCCUGAAAAACUGUAGAUCUGAACAUGAAGCAAGGACAGGUGUUAGUUUUCUUGAGGAGAUUCCUGUUGGCCAAGAUUUCCUGCAAAUAAGCAGAACGACGGAACUGCGCUUUAGUUGAAAUGUUGUCCAGCUGAGCCUCUUCUUUUAGCCACCAUCUCUGCUUCUGUCAGUUGAAGUAACAACAUGCUCGGAUCAUAGUCUAGACACUUCCUUGUUUUACCCCUACGUGUCUCAAAAGAAAGCGUUUUUCCAUUGUUUUCAUAUUGCUAUGCUGAAAAAAAAAAAAAAAUGUCCCAAAAUGGCAACUCCAAAGGUCAGGCUCUUUCUAAGCUAUAACGGAUGAGGGAAGUCUGGAAAAGAUGGAUGCCCAAGGCUGAACUGGCAACCUCCAGAACGCGCAGCAUUUCCCUAUUCCCUUUACAGCAGCAGCAUUGGCAGCCAAGGUGGUGGUGUGCUUUGUGUUUGUAAAACUAUGUAUUCUGUGAUGUCUGUAUUGUUGUAAGAAAUACUGAAAAAAAAAAAGAAAAAAUAAAACUUCUCAAAUAUCA